Messenger RNA from Solanum pennellii, 1743 nucleotides. Its product is annotated as glutamine synthetase, chloroplastic. Gene Ontology annotation, molecular function: glutamine synthetase activity. The record is from RefSeq and is a predicted model, not a curated record. Gene Ontology annotation, cellular component: cytoplasm. The transcript has 14 exons. Lineage: Eukaryota; Viridiplantae; Streptophyta; Magnoliopsida; Solanales; Solanaceae. Bases 176 to 1474 code for a protein of 432 amino acids.
CCCUAUCUACUAUGGAAAAGCCAAGAAACUUUCCAUGUCCACUCAAUUUUGUUACCUUUAAAAUUAGACUUCCUCAAAAUAAAUUUUUGUUACUCACCCAUCUUCAUCUUCUUCUCUCACUCCUCUCAACAACAUUAUUUUCUGCAUUGUCCACUUAGUUGGUUAGGAGGUGAACAUGGCUCAGAUCCUGGCUCCAUCUGCACAAUGGCAGAUGAGAAUGACAAAGAGCUCAACAGAUGCUAGUCCCUUGACUUCAAAGAUGUGGAGCUCUGUGGUGCUGAAGCAGAACAAAAGACUUGCUGUUAAAAGCUCUGCCAAAUUUAGAGUUUUUGCCCUACAGUCUGACAAUGGCACCGUGAACAGAGUGGAACAGCUGCUAAACUUGGACGUAACUCCAUACACUGAUAAGAUCAUUGCUGAAUAUAUUUGGAUCGGAGGGACUGGAAUUGACAUGCGCAGUAAAUCAAGGACUAUUUCGAAACCAGUCAAGGAUGCUUCUGAGCUCCCAAAGUGGAACUACGAUGGAUCAAGUACUGGACAAGCACCUGGAGAAGACAGUGAAGUCAUUCUAUAUCCUCAGGCAAUAUUCAAAGACCCUUUCCGUGGUGGUAACAACAUCUUGGUUAUCUGUGAUGCCUACACACCAGCUGGAGAGCCAAUUCCUACCAACAAACGCCAUAAAGCUGCUCAAAUUUUUAGCGACCCAAAAGUUGCAGCUCAAGUUCCAUGGUUUGGAAUAGAACAAGAGUACACCUUACUCCAGCCAAAUGUAAACUGGCCCUUAGGUUGGCCUGUUGGAGGUUACCCCGGACCUCAGGGUCCUUACUACUGUGGUGCUGGAGCGGAAAAGUCAUUUGGCAGAGAUAUAUCAGAUGCUCACUACAAGGCUUGCCUGUAUGCUGGAAUUAACAUUAGUGGUACUAAUGGAGAGGUUAUGCCAGGACAGUGGGAAUUUCAAGUAGGUCCUAGUGUUGGAAUUGAAGGUGGAGAUCAUAUCUGGUGUGCUAGAUACCUCCUCGAGAGAAUUACUGAACAAGCAGGAGUUGUCCUCUCACUCGAUCCAAAACCAAUUGAGGGUGACUGGAACGGGGCAGGAUGCCACACUAACUACAGUACACUGAGUAUGAGAGAAGAGGGAGGUUUUGAAGUUAUAAAGAAAGCAAUUCUGAAUCUAUCCCUUCGCCACAAGGAACAUAUAAGUGCUUAUGGAGAAGGAAAUGAGAGAAGGUUGACCGGAAAGCAUGAAACUGCUAGUAUUGACCAAUUUUCAUGGGGAGUUGCUAACCGUGGUUGCUCAAUCCGUGUGGGGCGUGACACUGAGAAGGAAGGCAAGGGUUAUUUGGAAGACCGCCGCCCAGCUUCAAACAUGGACCCCUAUGUUGUGACUGGAUUACUUGCUGAAACUACUAUACUGUGGGAGCCAACCCUUGAGGCUGAAGCUCUUGCUGCCCAAAAGAUCUCAUUGAAGGUUUAGAGUAUAUGAGGGGAAAUUGUUUUCAUAAUAAUCCUCUUAGAAUUUAUGAGAUAAGUUCUGAAGCUUGUACCUUGUUGAGGUUCCCUUAUUUGGGAAAAUCUUGUAAAGGAACCAAAAUUUACCAGUUCAUCCUAGAAAAUAGGUUUCUUAAGACAUGAGACUACUUUGGAGUUGAGGUGUAAUUGUUGGACUACUUUGAACAUCUUUACCUUUCUUUUCUCCAGAUGAAUCCAUUUCUCUGAAAUUCCAAUUGGUGUGCUCUUUCCGAA